Molecule: messenger RNA, 560 nt
Organism: Acaromyces ingoldii
Lineage: Eukaryota; Fungi; Basidiomycota; Exobasidiomycetes; Exobasidiales; Cryptobasidiaceae
Exons: 1
Coding region: 101-439 (112 amino acids)
Source: RefSeq, a predicted model, not a curated record
CGAAAAAAAAAAAAAAAAAGGAAACAAAGCGCACGAACCAGGCUGCAACAGUCCGUUCGUUCAUCCAAUUACCCCUUUUGCUUCGGGCCAUCUCGAGAGCAUGUCGGCGCCGCGGCGAGGAGAAGCGACCGUCGUGCCCAUGGCGCCAAUAGCCGGUGCCGGUGCCGGUGCUGGCGCUGGUGCCAAAGGGAGAGGCAACGCAGCGCUCGCGGCGCGGUAUCAGCACACGCUCCGGACACACUCGCGCUUCUACGACGAUGCCGCUCCAUCAGGCAGCAGCAGCAGCGGCAGGUCGACGAGGCUCGCAUGGCAGCGCGCGGCCAUCCUUGCCCUCAUCGUCGUGCUGGGCUACUAUGCCCUCCGGGGACGACUGGAGAUCGGACAGAGCAUCGACGAGAUGCAGAGGCAGCAGGGCCACGAAGACGUGACGUGGUGGUAGAGAGACACACACACACAAGACCGAGGAAAGCGAUGACAGCGACAUGACAUUGUACAUUUGUUUGUAUAACAAGACCAGUCCCCCUUCUUAAAAAAAAUGAAUGAAAAAAGAUACGAUGGGG